AUGGUGAGCUACGAGGACCAAGGCGCAAAGGCUAAACAUGUCGUCCUCAUCUCUAUCGUCUGGUCACUCUUCGGAAUCGCCACACUCUUCUUCUGCGCUCGAAUACUGAUCCGGAUCAAAUUCUCCAAGCGCAUUUUCAUCGACGACGGUCUAGCUGGCUUUGCGUUGAUUUGCUUGUUAGCGAACGCAACCCUCACUCAGAUAAUGCUCCCAUCCAUGUACGUUGCGGUGGAGAUGGAGCAAUUUUCAGCAUCGAUCAAACGCGCAGCGACAAUAAACAUCAUCGGAACCAUACCGCAUUUCCUGAAAUAUCAAUUUGCCGAAACCAUGAUCUAUUGGACAUGCUUGUGGGCAGUGAAGGGUAGUUUUCUAGCAUUUUUUAGACGCCUGGCAACAAAUGUUAGAGGUCAUUUAAUCGCUUGGUGGAUUAUCGUUAUCAUCACGGCAUUGGCAUAUAUUGGCUGUGUGAUAACAUAUCCAGUUUCGUGCAGCGACUUUUCCGGAAUUGGAUGCACUACUCCGAGAAACGUGCGGCUUGCAUUGGUUUCCUUAAGGUUUAGCACAUCCGUCGAUAUCCUCACAGAUCUCUUAAUCAUGGCGCUCCCAAUGUCGCUGGCCUGGAGAGUCAAGUUACCACUAAAGACUCGCCUGGCGCUUAUCAGUGUUUUUUCACUAGGUGGUUUGAUAAUCUUCUUCGCAAUUAUGAGGGUCAUUUUCACAAACAAAGAACAUAGACAGCCGGAGAUAUCGUGGUUGAACAUUUGGUCGGCGAUUGAAGCUAGCGUUGCCUGCAUUGUAUGCAACUUGGCGCCGUUUAAAAUUCUCUUCAAGGGACAGGUGCACAAUCACUCAAGUGACCCCUCAUAUUACGGUCGCCAUUAUGCGAAGCAGGAGAAGACGAACCUAGAAAGCCAUGAGAUGCAAUUUCCGGCUUACGUGGAAGAGCCAGCCAGAGCAAGGCGGGCAGAUGAAAAGGAGGCAGUCGAGGAGUUUAACGAGCUACAUCCGGCUCUUCGCCCCAUACGAGUGAAGGGAGAUGCAGAAUUCCCUGUUGUAUACCCACAGAGGGCUAAGAAAGUCAACAUGCGUACCAAAAUAUCUGCAAAUGCUGGAGGAUCUGGUCGGCCAUCAUUGGAUGGUGGCGGCAUUGUAGUCACUAAAGAGGUGGAGCGUAAGGUUGUACCGGCUGACCAGGUGACGAUGACCAGUGCUAGUACUGAGCAGUCAAAGUAUCCGCCGAUGAGAACAACAUGGAUAGAACGCGGGAGCGAUGACUCUUUGGAACACAUGUUGGCAAUAGGGCAACACCGGAGUCAAGGAAGUCAGCAUUGGUUGCAAAGAGAACCGCGUAGCGUUGCUUCGGAAUAUUCCAUUGAUUAA
Verruconis gallopava is the source of this 1380-nucleotide messenger RNA. RefSeq lists its product as uncharacterized. NCBI's taxonomy places the organism in Eukaryota, Fungi, Ascomycota, Dothideomycetes, Venturiales, Sympoventuriaceae. The record is from RefSeq and is a predicted model, not a curated record. The transcript has 2 exons. The coding region runs from base 1 to 1380 and encodes 459 amino acids.